GCUCCAGCCUCUCUUCCCCCUCCGAGCCUUCAGCACUUCUCCUCCCGGAUCCGCGAGGCGCGCCCCCCCUUCCUCCCCUCCGCUCCGGUCAACAUGGCUACAGUAGUAACCUCGACCCGAUUCACAGACGAGUAUCAGCUGUACGAGGAGCUGGGAAAGGGUGCCUUCUCCGUCGUCCGCCGAUGCGUCAAGAAGUCCACCGGUCAGGAGUAUGCUGCUAAAAUUAUUAACACGAAAAAGCUCUCGGCCAGAGAUCACCAGAAGCUGGAGCGAGAGGCCAGAAUCUGUCGCCUGCUCAAACACCCCAACAUAGUACGACUGCAUGACAGCAUCUCAGAGGAGGGUUUCCAUUACCUUGUCUUUGACCUAGUCACUGGAGGAGAGCUGUUUGAGGACAUUGUUGCAAGAGAGUACUACAGCGAAGCAGAUGCCAGCCACUGCAUCAAUCAGAUCCUGGAGAGCGUCAGUCACAUCCACCAGCAUGAUAUCGUGCACAGGGACCUCAAGCCGGAGAAUCUCCUGCUGGCCAGUAAGAUGAAGGGAGCAGCAGUGAAGCUGGCAGACUUUGGGCUCGCCAUUGAGGUGCAAGGAGACCAACAGGCCUGGUUUGGAUUUGCUGGAACACCAGGGUAUCUGUCCCCAGAGGUGCUGAGAAAGGACCCGUAUGGCAAACCUGUGGACAUAUGGGCGUGUGGUGUCAUCUUGUACAUCCUGUUGGUGGGCUACCCUCCGUUCUGGGAUGAGGACCAACACAAACUGUACCAACAGAUCAAAGCCGGCGCAUACGACUUUCCUUCUCCGGAGUGGGACACAGUGACCCCCGAGGCCAAGAAUCUGAUCAAUCAGAUGUUAACCAUUAACCCUGCCAAAAGAAUCACUGCCGACCAGGCCCUCAAGCAUCCCUGGGUCUGCCAACGCUCCACUGUGGCCUCCAUGAUGCACCGUCAAGAGACUGUGGAGUGUCUGCGCAAGUUCAACGCCCGGAGGAAACUUAAAGGAGCUAUUCUCACAACGAUGCUGGUGUCCAGGAACUUCUCAGUGGGACGGCAGCAUACCAGCCCUGCCGCUACCACCAGCACGGCCGCAAUGGCUCAGGAAGCGUGCAAAACUUUACUAAACAAAAAGUCGGACGGCGUGAAGUCGCAGGGAGACAGUAAAAACAGUGUAGUAAGCAGCAGCAGCACCAAAGACAGCAGCAUGUCAUCUUCAGCUCCAAUGGAAGCCCAGACUACUGUUGUACACAACCCAGCUGACGGCACCAAGGGCUCCACAGAGAGCUGCAAUAACACAGAAGAGGAGGACAUGAAAGCGGCUGAUCCCCCACAGGAGGCGGCCGGCAGCAGCCCCAGCGUCCCCGUAGCUCCUGAACCGCAGUCCGCUCUGCCAUGUCCCCCCGGCAGCAGCAACCUGCAGCAGACUCGUAAACAGGAGAUAAUCAAGAUGACGGAGCAGCUGAUCGAAGCCAUCAACAAUGGGGAUUUUGAGGCUUACACGAGAAUCUGUGACCCUGGACUGACUUCAUUCGAGCCGGAGGCCCUCGGAAACCUGGUGGAGGGAAUGGACUUUCACAAGUUUUACUUUGAGAACCUUCUGAGUAAAAACAGCAAGCCGGUGCACACCACCAUCCUCAACCCGCACGUGCACCUGAUCGGCGAGGACGCCGCCUGCAUCGCGUACAUCCGCCUGACGCAGUACAUCGACAGCCAGGGCCGGCCGCGCUCCUGCCAGUCGGAGGAGACGCGCGUGUGGCACCGCCGCGACGCCAAGUGGCUCAACGUGCACUUCCACUGCUCAGGAGCACCGGCGGCACCCCUGCAGUGAGCCCGCAACACGAGCUCAGCUUCGCCUGAACUCUUAACGCUGUUUGGAGCAUUUACUCUCCGUGGUCGGAGUGGUGCCUGGAUCCUGGCCAGGACGAGGCUGCUUGGAUAACACAAAAAAGUGGGGGGAAAAAAAAAAUAACGAUUCAAUUUAAGUAAAAUAAAAAUAAAUAAUAAACCAAAAAAAUAAAAUAAAAUACAUAUUUCAAAAGCUUGACUUGAAUGAACCAACCACACCGACCAACACCAAUCCAGUCCCACCCUAGCUAGGACGACGCGGGGCACGGCUGACGUCGGCCCAUUGUUGCAGAUGGUGCAUGUUUCCGGUGGCAACACGGGGGUGAUGCUGUCCUGGUCUUUCUCUCCCAUGGCCUUUAUUUCCCCGUCUUCGUUUUUGUCUGCCGUGUGGAAAAGUAUUAACAUGUUAAAAUUAUAUAUGUACCAACAGGAGAAAAAAAAAAACAAAACGAAAAAAAAAGCAAGUACACUUUACACACAUAGUGAGUCUGACGGUGUGGGGAAGAGGUUUGAUCUGGAACAUUGUGAUUAUGUUGUGUCUCCACAGAGCAGCAGGACAUCUACAAGUAUUGUUAGUUUUACAGUUAACAAAUAUAUAAAUAUAUAAAUACACACGGGGAGGGAGGCCUAUUUGAGAACCUGCUAAAAGGGUGUUGGAGCAUCUCGACUCAGUUUUGAGCGGUUCGGGUGUCGAUAGGUUACUGAAGGGAUUUUUAUUUUGUGUUUUUCUAUCAUGUGUUAUAAAGGGUUUUCUUAUGUCUCUUGAAUGAGAGAUGAUAUUUGAAGGAUUUUUUUUUUUAGUUGAAAAGUAAUUUUUACUCAAACAUGGGAUUUUAUUUAAUGUAACUGUAUAAAAAAAAUAUUUAUUAUAUAAGGGAAAAUGGGUCACGUUAAGGGGGUGUAAGAAGGGGAGUUUGGCAUGAGAGUGGGUGGGUUUUUGUUUUUUUUUUGUUUGUUUUGUUUCUGCUUUGAGGUCCUUAGGUGUAAAUACAGACAAGCAUAGCCACACACCAACAUGCAUGCACACACACCUAAAGCCCUGCGCUCCGGCCUCGGAGGUGGAGCCUCUGGAGCUUGAGACCGGCCGUGUCCGGGCCAGCUCAUCCUGAAGUUGCAGAAGGUGAAGCCAGACACCCGGCAGCACCGCGGCUAGCUCCGUACGGCUCGUACCACCCUGUCAACUACCUAAUCCAAAAGCACGGACACUCUCAAGCCAACUUUGUCUUCUCGGUUUAUGCGUUUUUUGUGUGUUUUGACGUGGAAGCAUGAUUCUUUUCGAUCUAUCUAAAGGCCUGUACUGUUUAUUGCACAGACACUUACGACUUGAUGCUGUUGUGUUCGCUGGAAGUGAACCUCUCUGCAACUUCAGGUUACGCUUGCCAAAAUCCCUCCUCCCACCCUACCUCCGUCCCUCCACUUCUGUCAUUCCUGGCUCUUACUCUCCACACGUGUUGUGACCUUCGCUACUCAAGGCCCACCACUGUCUCCGUGGCUCUAUGAUGAUGAUGAUGAUGAUGAAGAUUACAGUGUCACCCUGCCGUCUGUCCCCUGUCCUCUGUGUUCUUGGAGUUUGUAUGUCGUCCGUUUUGGCUUGCUGUACUUCUGUGUGGAGUCCUGGCUAUAUUUAAAAAAAAGCAUGUUAAAGGGAAUGCAGCAGGGAAACGGCAUGAGAGGAAGAGGGCUACGCCACCUACAGGGCUUUGGGACCUUCGCAAAAGGCAAUCAGUGGAUCGGGUCCCUUUUGUCAGUUUUUGUUGUAAAUGUUGUAGUUGUUAGUGUUUUGAGGUUGAUAUUUCAUGAUUGUUUUGCCAGAAAUUUAAAAAAAAACAACAAAAAAAACUAUCUAGGGUUGAAGAAAAUGGAGGCUGAGACUGCCGCAGUCCCUUCACACACACACAUAUCUCUACACACUGAAUACUGACAUCUUGAGACAAAAGCUUAGAAACUCCUGUUGCUAAUCACACGUGAAUUCACAAUAUCAUACAAGCACAUGAGGUGAAAGAGUUUCCCUUUAAAGAGGACUAAACAUAUCUUCAUCAGUGGUUACAAGUUUGCAGCACUGUUUUUGUUUUUUUUCUUGUCCACUGUGGUGAAACCUGUGCGUGGCUUUGACCCAGCAGUGGAGUGAGGCUUGCCGUCUGUCCCGUCUUCUGUGCUCCGCUGCUCUGUAGUGAUUUAUGCACUUAUUAGGCUGAAGCUGGGGUCGCCUCAGCCCCGUGGGGGUCACCUGACCUCAGCAGCCGCUCGUCCUGCAGACUUUAGAUCAAAACGCAUUGUGACUCCUACGUGAGACCCGUCCUCCUGUGUCCGCCUCCUCGACAUAUCUAACACGCCAUGAAAACUGUGCCCUCCCCACACACACACACACCUUGCACCAUGAUUACUCGUUGUGAAACCCGAACUGAACCUCUGUGAUGUUUUUUAUGGUUCUCAGUAGUUCUGUUUGUGCUGUGCUCUUUGGCCCAGGUGUCUGUUAAAAUGUUUUUUUUUUUUUUUUCAUUGUGUGUGUGUGUGUGUGUGCUUGCGUGGGUGGGUACAUGCUUGUGUGUAUGUGUGUGUGUUUCCACGCAGUCAUGGGAAUGUUCAAACUGAAAAGUGAAAUGCAGUUGUGCUGAUCUGAAGCGGGAUCCGGUUUGCCAGAGUAUUUGAACGGCUGAUUUUAACGCUCGAUUAACGUGAAGCUGAAACUUCUGUGACGUGGUUUACUGCUGCUCCUCAUUCACUGCUGCUCCGCCGUCUCUCCCAGGACCUUGAAGUCUUUGGCUCUGUGGAGCGUUUUCGUGACUCAGCCAUCAUUCUUUCAGUUAUAUCUGCGCUUCUACAGAAACAAAUCUGAUGUUAAUUUAGACCCAAACACAUUUUCUCCUUUUAUGUUUUUCUCUAAGAGUUAUUUAACCGAUUCUGUUUUCUAAAACUUAAUUCUCCGAUCUAAAGUUAAAUACAUUUUCUCAUUAAUCCUGACAAGUCAGCAGCAUUUAAUUAUCAGCAUUAAAAUUCUAAAAGCACUUAAGCCACAAUUCAUCAUCUUCAUUUGAAUUUCUUUGAUUGCAUUUAAUGAGACAGGGUAUUGACUUUUGUAAAUAUUAACCGUGACCAAAUAUUACCUGAGCAUAAACCAUGAAGUGUUGUGAUAGUUUGUCGUUUUGCCAAAUUCACAUUUUGUUUAAAAAAUAAAUGCGAUUCUCAAAAGAGCAUGACUAAAACUCUUCAGUUCAAAUACUUUGGCAAUGUUUGUUGAAACUGUACUUUACUGAACCCGGUGGGGGGGCAGAAAGAUCCUUGAAAUGUUUCAGACAGAGGUGGAAAAUAGAUUUAAAAACCACAAUCUUUAACAGCAACACUAUAUAUGCAGUUUUGCAAAUGGAAGAAAUAUGCAUGUCUACUUUCUGGUAAUUUUUCACUGUUUACUUGAU
Molecule: messenger RNA, 5251 nt
Organism: Salarias fasciatus (jewelled blenny)
Lineage: Eukaryota; Metazoa; Chordata; Actinopteri; Blenniiformes; Blenniidae
Gene: camk2g2
Product: calcium/calmodulin-dependent protein kinase (CaM kinase) II gamma 2
Exons: 22
Coding region: 94-1821 (575 amino acids)
Biological process (GO): protein phosphorylation
Molecular function (GO): ATP binding; calcium/calmodulin-dependent protein kinase activity; calmodulin binding
Source: RefSeq, a predicted model, not a curated record